GGACUUUUGUGUUUCCUUUUGUGUUCUCCCUCUCUCUGACCUGACCUGAACCGACAAGAGAAGCCGCUGGGGGAGAUAUCUGAGUGCCUGCUCCAUCUGCAAAAGGAAUCUUCACCAGGCGGAGGGAACGCGGUUUCUAAACGAUGACAUCGCCAGCUAAAUUCAAGAAGGACAAAGAGAUCAUCACCGAGUAUGACACACAGGUUAAGGAAAUCCGAGCUCAGCUCCUGGAACAGCUGAAAUGCCUGGACCAGCAGUCGGAGGCCAGGGUGCAGCUCCUCCAGGAUCUGCAGGACUUCUUCCGGAAAAAAUCCGAGAUCGAGAUGGACUACUCGAAGAACCUGGAGAAGCUGGCUGAACGUUUUAUGGCUAAGACCAGGAGCGCCAAGGACCACCUGCAGUUCAAGAAGGACCAGAACAUUCUGUCUCCGGUGAACUGUUGGUAUUUGCUGCUGAACCAGGUGCGGAGGGAGAGCAAGGAUCACACCACACUGAGCGAUAUCUAUCUCAACAACAUCAUCCCACGCUUUGCCCAAGUCAGUGAUGACUCCGUCCGUCUCUUCAAGAAGAGUAAGGAGAUCGGUGGACAGCUACAUGAAGAUCUGAUGAAAGUUUUGAAUGAAUUGUACACGGUUAUGAAGACCUACCACAUGUACAAUGCUGACUGUAUCAGUGCGGAGGGUAAGCUGAAGGAGGCUGAGAAACAGGAAGAGAAGCAGAUAGGCCGCUCAGUGAAGCAGGAUGAUCGGAUGCUCGGCCGCUCCCCGGACCCAGCAGCAAACAUCCGAUUCGAAGAGAAGCACCAGAGGCGGAGCUCCGUCCGAAAGAUUGAGAAAAUGAAGGAGAAGCGUCAGGCAAAAUACACGGAGAACAAGCUCAAGGCGAUCAAGGCCAGAAAUGAGUAUAUUCUGGCACUGGAGGCCACCAACAGCUCCGUCUUCAAGUAUUACAUCCACGACCUGAGCGACCUCCUGGACUGCUGUGACCUGGGCUACCAUGCCAGUCUGAACCGAGCAAUGAGGACCUUUCUGUCAGCAGAGAUUAACGUCGAGCAGUCUAAGCACGAAGGGCUGGAGAUUAUUGAAAAUGCAAUUGACAAUCUGGAUGCAACCAAUGACAAGCAGCGCCUCAUGGAGUUGUACCACACCGUGUUCUGUCUGCCACCAAAGUUUGAUUUCCAGGCACAUAUGGGGGAUGGGGUCUCCCAUCUGUGUGUUCAGCAGCCAGUUCAGGGGGAAUUGGUUUUACGCUGCCAGCAACUACAGUCCAGGUUGGCCACUCUGAAGAUUGAGAAUGAGGAGGUGAAGAAGACCAUGGAGGCUACACUCCAGACAAUCCAGGACAUGGUCACGGUUGAAGACUUUGAUGUGGCUGACUGCUUCCAGUACACAAACUCCACCGAGUCUGUCAAAUCCACCCUUUCGGAAACAUUCAUGAGUAAGCCUAGUAUCGCCAAGAGACGGGCCAACCAACAGGAAACAGAGCAAUUCUACUUCACGAAACUGAAGGAAUAUUUUGAAGGCAGAAACCUGAUCACUAAACUACAGGCGAAACAUGACCUUCUACAGAAGACUCUGGGAGAAAGUCAGAGGACAGAUUAUUCCCUUGCCAGUGGUCGAUGGAAUUCCAGUGUAAGGAAACAGGAUGGCAAUCAGAUCAUUCCUCUUGUGGUGGAAAGCUGCAUUUGUUUCAUCAGCCGACACGGUCUGCAACAUGAAGGAAUUUUCCGAGUGUCAGGAUCACAAAUUGAAGUGAAUGACAUCAAAAAUGCCUUUGAGCGAGGUGAGGACCCCCUGGCCGGAGAUCAGAAUGACCAUGAUAUCGACUCGAUCGCUGGUGUGCUGAAGCUCCAUUUCAGGGGAUUGGCCAGCCCGCUCUUCCCCAAGGAGAUUUUCCACGACCUCAUUUCCUGUGUCACAAUUGAAAAUCUCCCCGACCGAGCUCAGCAAAUCCGGAAAGUUCUCCUGUGUUUGCCAAAACCCACCAUCAUCAUGAUGCGAUACCUGUUUGCCUUCCUCAGUCACUUAUCACAGUUCAGUGAGGAGAACAUGAUGGAUCCCUAUAACCUGGCAAUCUGUUUUGGACCUACCCUGAUGUCAGUGCCUGAAGGCCAUGACCAAGUCUCCUGUCAGGCUCACGUCAAUGAACUCAUCAAAUCCAUCAUCCUGCAGCACGACAACAUCUUCCCUGGACUGAAGGAGCUGGAUGGGCCUGUGUAUGACAAGGGGGUGACAGCGGAGGAUUACUGUGAGAGCCCUCAUGGAGACCCCGCCUCUGUCGAAGAUGUUGGGCAAGAUGUUGGAACCGAACCUCAUACAAGCGAAGACGAAGGUGAGCCGAUUGAAGCCAUUGCUAAGUUUGAUUACACGGGACGCACAGCUCGGGAACUCUCCUUCAAGAAAGGCGCCAGCCUCCUGCUCUAUCACCGAGCUUCUGAGGAUUGGUGGGAAGGUCGGCAUAACGGAAUAGACGGACUUGUCCCACAUCAGUACAUCGUGGUCCAGGACACUGAUGAUACAUUCUCCGACCGGUUGAGCCCAAAAGAUGACAUUGAGCCGAGCAGUGCUCCUCCCCCAGUGGAACAGCCCCUGUGUAAAGGCAGCGUCAGUUCACCAACGGGACAUGUUGCUGAUAUCUACUUGGCAAACUUGAACAGGCAGAAGAAGAAGGCCGAGGUUGGUAGUGUCCGACGCUCUUUCCGUUCCGCUGAAGGGCCUGGCAUCGCUGGCCAUGGGCUCGUGCCUGUUCCUGCAGACAGAGAACCACAAACCUCAGCCAGUCCCCGGAGCUCCGCCCAGGUUCCCCCAAACAGCAACAAGGAGACAGCGGAUAAACGGUCAGCGAUGGUACAUGGGGGUCCCAACGCUGUUACCCGCCGGCCCUCAGCCAAUAGGGUCGACAGCCCACAGGUUCGCAAGGCGAUGGCAGCCGGGAGGUCCAAGAGCUUCAGUAACCACAAGCCCCUGGACCCGGAGACAAUUGCCCAGGAUAUUGAGGCCACAAUGAAUUCAGCCCUGAAUGAGCUCCGGGAACUGGAGCGUCAGAGUGCAGUGAAACAUGCCCCCGACGUGGUCCUAGACACGCUGGAACCCAUGAAGGCAUCUCCAUCGAUGGCUCCCACAUCGGAACCUUCCAGCCCCCUCCAUUCCCGCAUUCUGAAGGACUCGGAGUCCUCUCUGCAGAGGAGUGCCAGCUCCUCCGGGGAUAUGCCGUGCACCUUCAGGCCAGUGAAGUCGGUGAAGAUAGCAGCCCAGGUGAAACCUCCCGCUCUCAGGCCCAAACCUGUCGUCUUUCCAAAAACCAAUCCGAGCGCCCCCAGCCUCGGCUCACCGACCACACAGCAACCGACAGACAAGUCCUGCACUGUGUGAGCGCUUCUCACUGGAGUCAAGGAGUUCCUGUCUGGAUUGUUUGCGAACAGGGAAAUGGGGGACCAAACUGGCAUCUUCAAUCAACAUUGAGCUGGAGACGUGAUCAGUGUUUGGCGCAGAUUUCCACCCAGAAUGCCAAUCUGUCCUGACUUACCGUGAACUCUUGGUCUUCCUCCCAUUUCACACGAUGCAUUAAACUAGCAAAAGCCAACGUUUGCUUCAGUGUAACAUUUCAGUCUUCACAGUAAAACCCGGAACAAACCUAACACAGACUUCACUCAGUCCUUCAAACCAAAUAAACCAUAGAGUCGGUGUGUGCUCCAUCACUCUCUCCAAUGUUCGGAAAUCCAUCACUUCCCAGAUUUUUGCCCAUGUACCCACAGGAUUCAACACUUCUCCUGUGCCAUCGUGUUUGGUUAUUGAAGGAAAAGCAAAACAGCAACAAAAUCAUUUGUUGCCUUGAAGAGCAACAAUUUAUUGUUUUGGUUGAAUCUUCAUGACUGCUCCGGUGACACGGGUAUUUUGGGGGCAUUGUUUUGGCUCAAAAACUCACCACCAAAAAGUCACAUUCCCCGACAUGGAGGGUGCAAAAACCACCAGUUCUUCAAAGAAAUUGAAUCCAGGACUGGCUGUGUCCUCCGUAGCAUUUAACAUUACUUUUUUGAAGGCUGAGUAUGUUUAUAGUAUGAAACGUAAAACAAGGCUUUCCCUUUCAAGUGUCUCGGGAGCCAGGCCUUGUCAGCAGAGUUUAGCACAAAGAAAUUACAAUUGCUGCAAUUCAUUUUUAAUUUUUUUUAAUGGACUUUUAUUGUGAACAGUUCAUUGUAAAUGGUGAAUUAUAUUUUGAAAGAUUCAUGGUAUUGAAAACUGGAAAUGUUUUGUAGGUUAGCUGAAGAAAACUAUUUUUAAGGGAGAUGUUCCUGGAUCCGCUCAGAUGCUGUACUGUGAAAGAGCCACAGCACAAUCAACAGACUGGCUUCCUAAUCCCGAAUCUCUCAUCCAUUUAUCUGUGAUCUUAGAUAUGUUUAAAUUAAUUUUGAUUCUUAGUAAUUCCUUUUAUUUUGUCAUUGAACUGUUCCAGCCUGUUGACAGUAUUUUUGUGCUCAGUGUUUGACUCAUGCCUGAGAGAGUGAAUGAUGUGAUCGUGUAAAUGCCUGUGUGUGAAGAGUCGUCAAAGCUGUCACAUUUGCAGAGGGUUUCACAGCACAGUGCAGUGUUACUCUCUUUCCCUCUCUGCUGAGGUGUCUGAUCUCAGGAAUUGCGAUUGAGCUCAGUGCUUCUGGGUUAGGAGAGAGAAGCAAGCCUUAAGUCACUCUUAUUCCUUAGUCAGUGAACACUCUGUCUCCCUCCCAACUGUCCCCCCAGUGGAAACGCAGCUACGUCCUCCUGAGUGAGUGCAGGACUGGGGCUGUCCCAUGGUAGGAAGACAUUGGAACCCUCGCUGUCUGAGUGCCUGCCCCGGGUAAACAGCAGGGAAUGUGUGGGACUCCAUCUCCAGCAACUGUCAGAGUUUUCACUGCAGCUGCUGUUCCCCAGGCAACUCCUACCAGAAACCAGGACCUCCCCCAGCCCCCCCACCCUGUACACA
This is a messenger RNA of Chiloscyllium plagiosum (whitespotted bambooshark), 4959 nucleotides long. The record is from RefSeq and is a predicted model, not a curated record. NCBI's taxonomy places the organism in Eukaryota, Metazoa, Chordata, Chondrichthyes, Orectolobiformes, Hemiscylliidae.